Kwoniella shivajii is the source of this 2511-nucleotide messenger RNA. RefSeq lists its product as uncharacterized. Gene Ontology annotation, cellular component: cytoplasm; centrosome. The transcript has 21 exons. The record is from RefSeq and is a predicted model, not a curated record. Gene Ontology annotation, molecular function: microtubule binding; dynein light intermediate chain binding. Lineage: Eukaryota; Fungi; Basidiomycota; Tremellomycetes; Tremellales; Cryptococcaceae. The coding region runs from base 1 to 2511 and encodes 836 amino acids. Gene Ontology annotation, biological process: cytoplasmic microtubule organization; cytoskeleton-dependent intracellular transport.
AUGUCACGAGCGGAGCAAACGGCCUUGUUGGCCUAUCUGAAUACUUUCAGAAUAUCGAAGCCUGUGACUACCUUCAAAGACCUAUCGGAUGGGAAAGCGUUGAUGGAGAUUAUGGCCUCGAUUGACUCAACGCAUUUCAAGAUCGCUGUCAAUCGCAAUACAAGCAUUCCAGCGUCCGGUCCAUCUCAAGAUUGGGUGUUACGUAUGAAUGCCUUAAAACGCCUAUACCGACUUCUUCUUUCCUUCCCCCUACCCUCCCCUCACGCUACUAAUUUGUCAUUAUCAAAUCUACCUGAGCCUCCAUUCUCUACCAUAGCUAAGGCCCCUUCGACACCUGAAGCUUUGAAAGGCUUAGCUCAGAUCUGUCGACUCUGUCUCGCUGUAGGAGUCUGGGCACCGGGGAACGAGAAGGUCAUAGAAAAGAUUGAAGGCUUGAGGGAAAGUCAUAUGGCCGAAUUGAUGAAAAGUAUCGAAGAGGUGAUGGCUACUCUACCCCAAGAAGAAGGAUCAGAGGAAGGGAUGAAGUCUCCUCUUGGCACUUCGCCUACCAAACAGUCGCCAGAAUUUUCUCCACCUUUGUCUGGGAUUCGACAAGAACGUGAUAAACUUCUACAAGACAAUGAUGAACUUCGAUUGAGGUAUGAGAAAAUGUUAGAACAGAUUGAGGAGCUGACUGUGCGAAUGGACGAGGUCAAGGGAGAAAGAGAUGAUGCAGUUGAGCGAUUAACAACCGCUAGAUCAGAUCCUUAUGGGUCUGGCAAUGGACUGAGAACCAGUCAGACAGCUGGAACAGCGGAACUAGCGAGUCUGCGGACGGAUCUAGGCAAAGCAGAAGAAAACGUCGCUCACAGCGAAGCCGAACUGGAAAAGCAAGCUAGCCUCGUAUCCGAAUUGACAAAAACGGUGGAAGAUCUCAGAGAACAAGCUGCUGAAGCUAUCCAACUGCGUGAUCAAGUUGAUGAAUACAAACACGCUGCUGAACGUCUGAAGAAGUCCGAAAAUGUCAUCGAGAAAUACAAGAAGAAGCUGGAAGAAUCAGCUGGUCUCAGGAGGGAAUUGAGAAACCUGGAAGACGAAAACUCCCAACUUGUCAAUAUCAAUACAUCCCUUGAAGCAGAUUUGCAAAAAGCUGGAUCAUCCAAAAGUCUCAUAAAUAUCUACAAGACACAGAUUGAGUCGUUAGAGAAGAAAUCAAUCGAACAAGCGACCCAGAUCAAUGAUUUGAGCCACCAACUCGAGUUGAAUCGCGCUGAGCUGGACGACGUAUCGAGGGAGUAUGAAAGGGAUUAUUCUCGACUUGAAGCUCAAGAAGAGCGGUUAAAGGAGAUCGAGCUGGGAGGAACUGCAUUGAAGCGACAAGGAUCGGUAUUGUCCGUGUCAGGAAAUAAAUCUACGUUAGAUGACGAACUGGGCGCCGUUGACGAUGAUGAUCAAGGGAGAUUGAAGACUAAAACAGACCUGAGAUUGAAAAUUAGAGCCCUACACCGUGAGAUUUCUGAUCUACGAUCUGGCACUGGUGUAGGAGAGGGUACGAAGAUCGCUACACUCGAAACAUUACUAGCGGAUGCGAACAAAGCUAGAAAUAGAUACCAAUCUGAUUAUUUGAAUGAACAUCGCUCACUAUUAAGGUUGCAAUCUACGUUAGAGCAGAUACGCUCUGGACAGGGUGUAGAUGAGGCUCCAACAACAAUUGCGUUGCGGGAACGGCUCCACGAGGUAAUUGAAGAACGAGAUGAGCUGUUGAAGAACAAACAAAGCCUGGAAGAUGCUAGCAAUGAAUUGGAGAAAGAGCUUGCAACGGCAAGAACCGAUUUGGGCUUGGUAAACAAAGAUCAAAGGGAGAUAUUGGCUUCUCUUCGUGAGACUGUUAAAGCAGAUACGAUCCAGCUUGAAGAAGGGAUAUCUGUACUGAAAGAACAAGUGCAGGCUUGCAAGGAGAAAGAUCAUCAACAUCUGGAGGAUAUCCAACAGUUGUUACUUGAGAAAGUUGACCUGCAAUCUGCUAGGAUUGCCACCAAGGAAAAGGAGCUAGGGAAGGAGAAAGACUUCGGCGGUCUUCGAGCGUCUCUUGCAUCGCAAGGCCUACCUCAAGAGGCUCAACUGCAGGUGCUUUCCUUAUUAGCACAAAAUUCUGAUCUAGCUGCACAUGUCAAGACCCUGGAUGAGAAGCUGCACAAGGCCAAGUCGUUCAUUAAACAGCAGGAUCAGUUGUUUAGAGAAGAUCACGCCAACAUGGAAUCGGGCAACUUGCACGAGGCUGCUAAAUCGUAUCAAUCACGAAUAUUGACUCUGAAAGAAGAUCUAUUGAGAGCGAAGCAGAAUACAGCAGCACUAGAAAAUCGGUACAAGCUAGAACAAAAGCUUAUGCUUUCCGCGUGGCAUGAUCUUGGACAAAGAACAAUGCAAACGCACUUGUCGUCUAUCGGAAAUAAAAGACUACAAAAGCCUUUGGCCAAUAGUUGGCUAGGAAGGCAAAGGAGGAUGCAAGAGGAGGCUGGAUACACCAGAUAG